AUGGUUUGGCAGGAAAUGCUGCCCCCGCGCUUCAGGCGUGGCGUGCCCGACAUCGAGUCUGAUGACAACUCGGCAGUCACCGAGGUGCCAGUCGAUCAGGAAAAGUCGUUUGGUGUUCGCCGCAUGGAGGCGAUCGCCGCCUCGUUUACCAUCUACGACAAGGUCGCUCUCUUUGUGGCCAUCUUCCUAGUUGCUUAUUCACGCAAUCUCGAUGGAAACGGACGCAAGUCGUUCCAGGCCACCGCCAUCGCAGAGUGGGACUCCGCCGCCAACACGGCCAUGCUCGGUGUGGUUCGUUCGUGUGUGGCGGCCGCGUCCCUCCCGGUCUACGCCAAGGUCUCGGAUUGGUUUGGUCGCUCGUCCAUCUUCCUGGCCAUUGUCACAUUCUACGUGAUUGGAACCAUCGUUCAGGCUACUGCACACAACUUCCACACCUACACUGGCGGCUACAUUCUGUAUAUUCUGGGCUUUGCUGGCGAGCAUGUUCUUUUCCAGAUCCUCAUCGGUGACUCGACCUCCCUGCGCUCGCGUCUUAUCUUUGCCUACGUCCCCACGCUGCCUCAAUUGAUAAAUACUUGGGUUUCGGGAACCAUUGCCUCCCGCAUUCUCGAGGUCUCGACUUGGCGCUGGGGCUUUGCCAUGUGGACCAUUAUCAUGCCGUGCGUCGCCCUGCCACUCUUCUUUGCGCUCUACGGUGCCGAGUACCGCUCCAAGAAGAAGGGUUUGCUCAAGGAUAUUCCCUCGACACGCACAAUCGUCUCCACGCCGGCUUACUGGCUCGACUUUUUCUGGAAGGCCGAUAUCGUGGGCCUGUUCCUCCUCGCGGCCAGCUGGGCGUUGGUGUUGAUCCCCCUCACCCUGGGAGGCGGCACUUCGAGCAAGUGGAAGACGGCCCCAGUCCUUAGCCCGCUCUUUGUUGGCCUUUGCGUCACCUUCCCGUCGUUCAUUAUCUGGGAAGCCAAGUUUUCGCGAUUCCCCCUCUUGCCUUGGACCCUGCUCAAGAACCGCCACAUCCUCGCCUCGUUUGGUAUCGCCCUCUUCAGCACUGUCUCCCAGUCGGUCCAGAGCACCUACCUCUACUACACACUCAUUGUGUCCUUUGGCAAGAGCGUCGAGGCUGCCACGCGUACUGCCAACGUCGAGUCUUUCUGCGAGGUUAUUGUCGGUGUCUCGGUCGGCUUUGCUGUUCGUCGCUUCCGCGUCCUCAAGCCUUUCAUCAUUUUCGGCGCUUGUCUCUACGUCGUCGCCUAUGGCCUUCUCUUCAAGUACCGUGGUGGCCACACCUCGGCCGACUUUGCGGGUCUUGUUGGCGGCGAAGUUGUUCUCGGCUUUGCCGGCGGUUUCAGUCUUACCCCCGUUCAAGUCGGCCUGCAAGCUUCGGUUGGACACGAGAAGAUGGCAGUCAUCACCGCCCUCUUCCUCACUGCCACUGUCGCCGGCGCAAUCUGGACAAACACGCUCCCCGCUCGCCUGGCUGCCAACCUCGAGGCUAUUGGCACCGCAAACGCCACCACCUACGCCAAGCAGGUGUACGGCAACCCCCUCAAGUUUGUGCAGGCCAACCCUGUCGGCACCGAGACGCGUACUGCUGUUGAGAUGGCCUACCGCAGCGUCCAGCGGAGCCUGUGUACCGCUGGUAUCUGCCUUUCUGCCAUGCUGGUGGUCUUUUCGCUCAUGCUCAACUGGGUCGAGCUCGAUGACAGGCAGAACAAGGAGGACAAGGAGGAGAUUGCUGUCAAUGAUGAAAAGAUGGCUGAGGCUGAUGGUGCCGGUGGUGCUCCGCCCGUGCUGGCUGCCAAGAACGAAAAGGUCCAGUCAAAGUAG
Molecule: messenger RNA, 1824 nt
Organism: Apiotrichum porosum
Lineage: Eukaryota; Fungi; Basidiomycota; Tremellomycetes; Trichosporonales; Trichosporonaceae
Exons: 6
Coding region: 1-1824 (607 amino acids)
Biological process (GO): transmembrane transport
Molecular function (GO): transmembrane transporter activity
Source: RefSeq, a predicted model, not a curated record